Centruroides sculpturatus (bark scorpion) is the source of this 721-nucleotide messenger RNA. RefSeq lists its product as uncharacterized. Lineage: Eukaryota; Metazoa; Arthropoda; Arachnida; Scorpiones; Buthidae. The transcript is spliced from 3 exons. The record is from RefSeq and is a predicted model, not a curated record. The coding region runs from base 57 to 458 and encodes 133 amino acids.
UUUUAACCUGUAUUUUUUAUGUACGGUAUAAAUAUAGACUAUUUUAAUUAAGAAAUAUGAACUUAGAAUAUUAUGCUAUUUUUACUCUGAUGUUAAUGUUUUACAUUUUUAAUAUAUUCGGAAUUAGCCCAUUACAAGUGUUGAAAAGUGGAAUUGUGAUCGUGUUCAUUCCCUUAUUUAUAUUCGCAAGUUAUUCUCGAAUGAGGGAUUAUCUUGCAUAUUUCACUUUAUGGUUUUCCCUAUUUGAUUUGAUUUUUCUUAAAACAACCAUAGAACUAUUAAGAUGGCUGUGCGAAAAUUUGCUAUAUAUUCCCGACGAAAAUUUCUGGCUGGAUCCAUUUGGAAUCUUAUCAACUUUUAUAUUUUCACUUAUAAGCUACAUCAUGAUUAGUACUGUUUUUAAAAUAAUCUUUUUACAUUUCUUUCUGAAUUACAUCGAAGACAUUGAAAUAAUUUGAUGUAACAAAUGAUGAAUUUUAAAAGUUGACAUUGACGUAUUACAUAGUUUACGAAUUUUAAAUUGUGAUGACGAUUUUAAUUUUGUAUUAUUGUUGUUUUUUUAAUGACAUUAUUGAAUAAACACUGCAAUAAAAGUUUGUUUGUUAUAACACGCUUUACGCUGCAUACUAUUUAAUAAUUAUUUAAAUUAAAUUCCAGCAUCUCCCAUUGUGGUCGCUAUUGGAAGGGUCCUGUUUGUUAUUUAUUUGUCAUUGUAGCUGAA